CGUGACUGGCACCUCUCCGCCCCCGCCGUAAAGGGAAGCAAAAAUGGCGGCCAAGGUGGUCGGUCGGGGCGCCUGGGGCUCCGCGCGGAGGUGAGGCUGGAGCGGACGCUGCGAGGGUGGGGGGCGUUAUUUGGGGGCGAAACGUUAGAAGUGAGCCCCGCCUCCCUCAGCUUGUCACUCAGUGGGGGCGAUGGGGAGACGCUUCCUGCCCACGAGAUUCUCCCCUCCUGAGAGAGAGAGAGAGCGCGCCAAGAGGCGGCCCCUUUCCCUGAGGGAGAGAAACCUUUUUUGUGGAACUCGCGGGGAGGGCAGGAGCUCCCGGUGGGUGCAACACAGACCUCCCCCCACGCUGUAUUAACUCAAUAUAACGGCAAGCAUCGUUUAUGCACUGCUUUCCCCGUGGUGAGCUCAAGGCAGUGGCUGCGUCCCCCAGCACCCCCAUUCCACCCCUGCCACUUCCAAUUUUAUCCUCACUACACCCCUGUGAUGUAGGUCAUGCUAAGUGGUUUGAACAAGGUCUCCUAGCAGGAACCAGGAAGGUUGUGGCUCAUAGCUGUCAACCGUCCCUUCUUUGGCGGGAAACUCCCUUAUCCCAGCGUCGUGUCCCGCUGCUGUCCCUUAUUGAUGAUGUCCCUUAAAUUUCCUGAGUUUCAUGCUCGCCCGGCUCGGGAAGGAAGCAGUGGCUCGGGGUCCUCCGCGGUGAGAGAGAGCACGUGCUGGCGCUGUCAUCCUGGCGCAAGGAGUUCCAUCGGCCCUUCUCUGCCCGGGGGGGGGGGGAGGGAGAGAGACUCUCGCCCACGCCACCCGUGAGCCCGGAGGUGGCAGCGGUGGUGGCAGCUGAGGAGGCAGCCUGAGGGAGGAGGAAGAGGAGGGGAUGGGAAGGGACGCAGAAGGGCAGCGCUUCAGCGGACGCCGCAGCCCCGCAGCCGCCUCAUGCCAGAUUGACAGCAUCUGUCAAUCCUACCAAUGUAUGUAACUCUUUACAAUAGCAAAAUCCCUUAUUUGGGCUGCUGAUCCCUUAUUUUCGAGCCUGCUUGUCCCUUAUUUUCAAAUCUGUAAGUUGACAGCUAUGUUGUGGCUGCAUCAGAGGUGCCAACUUGAAUAAAAUAUUGGGGGGCCCAGGUAAGCCCCGCCCCACAUAAUUGAUCACAAGAUGCGGUGCACACCAUUCGAAUGGCAAUGUCUAUGAACUUGGGGAAGUUGGUGCCCUCUAAUAUUUUAUUUUUUGGGGGGAUGAAGGGACCUCACUCCCUAGUAGUUGGCUCCUAUGGACUGCAUUGAUAUCUUCAUGUAAGUCUGGUGUGUGUGUAUUAUAAUUACUGUUAAUUUAUUUUGUUUGUAUCCUGCCGUUCUUACAAACGAAACACGUGUCAUAUAAACCUGCCGUUCUUACAAAUUAAACACAUGUCAUAUAUAAACCUGCAGUAUAUAAAAAUAAAGCAAUUAAAAUCCAACUAAGUCUGCUCAAACCCAUUGAAAUGAAUAGCUCUAUAUUACACCAUGCUCAUUAUUUUUCAAUGGGUCUGAGUAGAUCUAGCAAAUGAAUGCAACCUAUACUUGCUGAAACUAUUUAUAAAUCAAUGUAAAUUCUUAUUUAUUCUUCUGUAGGUUUGGACUAGUUGCCUACCGGAAAUACAGCAGUGGGGGCAGCUAUCCCAACAUCCCUCUGACAGCUCCUCUCCCUGGAGUGCCAAAGCCCGUCUUUGCCACUGUUGAUGGCCAAGAGGGCUUUGAAACCAAAGUGACCACCCUGGAGAACGGGAUGCAGGUGGCUUCCCAGAACAAAUUUGGACAGUUCUGUACAGUUGGGAGUAAGUUGAUUUCAGUUGCAGCUAUGCAGGUUUCCUGAUACCAGAUUUAUCUGCUUGGGUAUAUUACGUGACACAUUUUGUGUGGUCCAGGAUGGGAAAAGCAGACUAUUCUCUGCUGGUUUUCCAGUCUAAAGGGAUGGGAAUAAUUUUGCUUUGGCAAAGGGCCUUAUGUUUUGGGGUGGGGGUCAUAUUUGUGAAGAGGCUUUUGAGCCUUUUCCCCUGACAUGCCUCCUGACUGGGUUCCCAAUCCCAAGCGCAGGAAGAUCUGAGCGUCCAGACUACUUUUGGAGGGUAAACAAACUGAUUCUCUUUUCUUCUCUCUCUCUUCUCCUGCCCUUUUCUCAGUCCUUAUAAAUUCAGGCUCAAGAUAUGAAGCAAAACAUACUGGUGGCAUUUCACACUUUCUUGAAAAGCUUGCUUUUUCUGUAAGUAAAGUGAUGAGUGAUAGUCAUAUGUACUUGAACUUACUCUUUGCAGUUAUGGGUGACCAACAUCCAUUGAAGUCAGUGGACCCAAUCAGACUAUGACUUAUGUUAGGUAUCACGCUGAACAUAUUAUUGUAAACUGUAUGCGGUCUCUUGAUGAAGAGCGGUAUAUAAAUUUAAUAAGUGACAUAACAGCAGUAGCAGCAGCAAUUAUUGUAGUAGCCUGUGAGUCUUACUACUGUUAUUUGGUAGCAUGGGUGUGCCCUAUAAUUCCCCUCACCUUUUUCAUAUCCAGCCUCCUCCCCAUGUCCUGUUAAUCCUAUAAGUCUCUGAGAGAACCCCCCUCUCUUAGGCUACAGCCAUGGUCACCCAUGGCUAGAACAUGGUUUAUGCUGACCCUUCCUUGCUUUUUCUGUUGUGCUUUCAGUCUACAGCUCAGUUUGGCAGUAAGGACGAAAUCCUCCUCACUUUGGAGAAGCAUGGUGGCAUCUGUGAUUGUCAGGCGUCAAGGUAUGUCUAUCUAAGCAUCCUCCGCUGAAGGCAAAAUGAUCAGGAAACAAAUGGGCAUCUGUCAAAUUUGUAUUUUAUUCACUCUUUUAAAAAGCUAAAUAAUAUAUGGACCUCUAAAAUAGGACUUUUUUUACGCCAGGCUCUUAUCUUAAUCCUUUUUAGGGUUCAGAUUAGAGCCUGUGUUGUGUAGUGAUUAGAGUAUCACCUGGGAGACCAGGGUUCAAAUCACCACUUAACCAUGAAGCUCACUGGGUGACUGUGAGACAGUCGCUGCCUCUCUCAACCUAACCUGCCUCACAGGGUUGUUGUGGGGAUUAAACGAGGAAGGAACGACGUGGGUCACUUUGUGCUCCUUGGAGAAAAGUUGGGAUAGAAAUGCAAUAAAUAAACAACAAAACUGUUCUGACUUGUAGUAGCUUUCCAGGGUUUCUUAAGUCUGGUGCACCUUUCUUCACGUGCAGUUAAGACUGCUUUUUAAUAUAGUUUAAGAAAGGGCCUCAGCAGAAUCACAGCAAUGUAGGAGGUGUCUCAGGGCCAUGACUUCACUGAGGCUGAACGUCCUAAACUGCUCAUCAACCCAAAUUCAUCCACCUUUGCAGGGACACCACCAUGUACGCCGUUUCAGCCGAUGCCAAAGGCCUGGAUACUGUUGUCAGUCUGCUGUCUGAUGUGGUGCUACAGCCCAGAUUAUCAGGUGAGGCGGUACAAAUCUUGAAACUGUGGCGGGAGAGAGGACAUAAAAUCCUGGCUUGGGGAGCCCCUGUUUCCACAGAUAAAGACAUAACAGGGGCCAUGGUUGCUGCAGCAGAUAGCAUGAAUAUGGGGAUUCGGGGCAGGAGAAGAGUAGCAUGGGGGCAUAAAUGCAUGCCCACUGAAAUUUAUUUGUUGGCAACUCAGAGGCUUGGCUCUGUUUUGAGGACCAUAUUGAGGUUCAGGCAGGACUUUCCUUCCACAUGAGAAUGGCAUAUGAAUGUGCCGUCGUAAAUGCAGCUUCAGUAAAUGUGCUGUUGUACACUGACCAAAAGGUCAAGGAGUGACAUUCUUGGCCUUGCUUUGAGUUUGGCUCUGUGAGCGGCAUUCAAGGAUCCUCUUGUGCUCAGAUCCUACUUGCGGCUUUCCCAUGGAGGCACCUCAUUGGCCACUGUGAGGACCAGAUGCUUGACUAUAUGGGCCACAGGUCUGACCCUUCAUGGCUCUUUGUAUGUUCUUAGGAUGCUUUUUUCUCUUGGCACAGAUGAGGAAAUUGAGAUGACACGCAUGGCGGUCCGCUUUGAGUUGGAGGACCUGAACAUGAGGCCUGAUCCAGAACCGCUGCUAACAGAGAUGAUUCAUGCAGUAGGUCCUGUUUGAAUCUGUUCCAGGAACAAGUUUUUGAGAUUGAAAUUGAGCGCUCUGUGUGCGAUGCUUGAGAAUCCCUCAGCUGCACAGCUUAGCAAAAAGAGCAGUAGCUAAGAGACCGCUUAUCUCUUGAACUGACUAUGAGGAUGCUCUUUGGGACGACACUGUCAGUGGGCCAAAUAGGGGCAUUACCGGAACAGCUGCCCAGUGCUGGUUCUGAGAGCCUUCCCAGACUGUGUACCUGUUCUAGGAUAGGCUACCUCCCUAAUUCCUGGACACAAGAACAGCUCACUUAGAGGAUCUCCAUCUUGUUGUGAUUAAGCCACUGGUUUUGUUGCUGGUGCUCUAUGUUCACAAGAGUUGGAUUUCUGCUGAAGGCAAAAACUUUUAUUGUCUUGCCUGAUAAACAUAUUUAGGCCAGCAGUAAUCUCUUGCUAAUUAGACUCUUGGGACUCAUCUCUUAUAAGGCAAGCGAAUGCAAAUGAAUUUGUGGAUCACUUCCCCCUCCCCCCAAAAAAGAGCCUCUCCAUCCAUUUUUUCUCCCAAUAGGCAGCUUUCAGUGAAAACACGGUAGGAUUGAACAGAUUCUGCCCGGCUGAAAACAUAGACAAAAUUGACAGGAAGGUUCUCCAUUCAUACAUGCGGAAUUACUACACACCCAAUAGGAUGGUAUUGGCUGGCGUUGGGAUCGAGCACGACCAGCUGGUGGACUGCGCCCGGAAGUAUUUCCUUGGAGCUGAGCCUGUGUGGGGGAGCAGUACGGCUGCAGUAGUGGACAGGUCUGUCGCCCAGUACACAGGAGGGAUCCUCAAGGUAAGCCAGAGAAAAUCCACUCCUGCUAGCCAGUGGAUGCUUAAAGAAGGGCUUCCAGGUGGAGUUGGUGGCGCAAGCUUCUUAUUGGAAGAAGCCACAGUCUGCGGUGAGCAUCUGUUUUCUUUUUCUGAUUAUUUUCUCCCUCUGCAGCUGGAGAAAGACAUGUCAGAUGUGAGUUUGGGGCCCACCCCUAUCCCAGAGUUGACCCACAUCAUGAUUGGGCUGGAAACCUGUUCAUUUCUGGUAAGGACCUCCCCGCCCCCUGAAGCCUCUGCUUGCACUCGACAUCCUUUACGCCAAACUCUCAGCCACCCACUGCCUUUGCCCCCCACACUCUAGGAGGAAGACUUUAUCCCCUUUGCCGUCCUGAACAUGAUGAUGGGAGGAGGUGGGUCCUUUUCUGCUGGAGGGCCAGGCAAAGGCAUGUUCACCCGGCUGUACCUCAACGUGCUCAACCGGUGAGUCUCUUCUGCUCAAGGGGCAAUGUGACAGAUCCCCUCACAAGACCUCCUUGUCUGAGAUCCCAGACUUGUGCUUCUGCAUUGGGGAUGAAUUGCGCAUUUGUACACGGGAAGUUUUGAGUAGAGGGGGAGAGCAAGAUGAGGGUAGAGGAGCCAGCAAGAAUUGUUGCCUGUGGGAGUUCACCUUAGCUUCUCCUCUUCCCAGGCAUCACUGGAUGUACAAUGCCACAGCCUACCACCACAGCUAUGAAGACACAGGCCUCCUGUGCAUCCAUUCCAGUGCAGACCCCAGACAGGUGGGUGGCUUUCCUGGACUGAUUUCACAUCACAGACCACUUGGUGUCCGGUCUUGGGCAUCUCCUCUGGCCACCUCAUGAGUUGAUCACUGGUAACUGCAGUGUGGGGAUGCAUUUACAACCACAGCUAAAAGCUUUCCAGGCUGGCAUGCAGGCAGCCCUGGAAUCCCACUGCUCUCAGUGGGGCAAGAUUGGGUGAUACUCUUCGUCUUUUGUGGGUUCCAGGAAGAACUCAUUGGUGAUCAGCAUUUUAUACAGUUGCCUUCCUUCCUUCCAUCCUUCCUGUCCCUACUUGACAGCCACCUUCAUUGCUGCUUUUCAUUUACUUACUUCAUUAUUUGCUUCCAGGUUCGAGAAAUGGUGGAAAUAAUCACCCGGGAAUUCAUUUUAAUGGCAGGAGCAGUUGGAGAGGUUAGCUGUUCCCCAUAUUCCUAGAAUUUCCCUGCUGUUCUUAAACAGAGCAGCAGCAGCAAAUUCCCAUCUGGGUACCUGGGAGGAGUUCCUGGGGAGGUUUGUGCUGCUCAUGACUUUCUGGUGCCUUUGGUCACUGACCCUGCUCCCUCCUUCCCCAUGGAGCACAUGAAACAAAAGCCUGAAGCAUAGGUUGCGUUUGUCCUCUGUCUCUUCUUCCAGGUUGAACUUGAGCGAGCAAAGACUCAAUUGCAGUCCAUGCUGAUGAUGAACCUGGAGUCUCGGCCGGUUAUUUUUGAGGAUGUCGGAAGGCAGGUGUUGGCAACUGGCAUGAGGAAGCUGCCCCAUGAGCUCUGUGUCUUGAUUGGUAAGUAAACUUGACUGGCUUUUCUAGGGUCUCUUCUUUUUCUGGGCCUCAUAGCUCAGAGCACCUGCUUGGCAUGCAGAACAUAUCAGGUUCAAUCCCCAGCAGCAUCUCCAGGUUGGGCUGGAAAUGCCCUCUGCCUGAAGCCCUGGAGAGCUGCUGCCAGUCAGUGUAGACAAUAUGCAGCUAGAGGGCAGCUUCUCAUGUUCUUCUGAGGGAGAAUAUAUUUUUGUAACUAUCAGUUUUAUUUUGGCCUCUUACCAAGACCAGCUUCAUUGUGCCCACAUCACUUUGACACUCCUGAGCACACACACAAAGCUCUGGCUCCUAAUGCAAUUUUAGAUCCCUCUCAUUUCUCUAGCCACUUCUUUCUUUCUCUGGGCCAUAUGACUGCUGUUUGCUGGCCCCUUGAUCUCCAUUGCUCCUACUGCACCUCCUUCCUGGCUUAGAUUUCCCUUUUUGUGCUAGUCACCCCGAACUCAUCUCCAGCUAAUAGUAGGGUGAGGAGCCUCCAGCUCCGUGGCUGAAUGCAUCCCUCUGGGCCUCUCGAUCCAGCCUUCAUGACUUUCCAGAGGGUGUGCUCUGCACCACGUUGGGUGCCUUUGCCUGCUUGGAACGUGUACUUUAGCUGUGCUGAUGUUUCUUGCUUUGGCUGGGUGGAGGCUAGAGAGAUGUAUGGGAGAAAAGACACCUCUGGCUUUUACACAACUGGAAUGUUGCCUCCCAUCUUAACAAAAUAACAUUCGCAUCUGUUGCUCUAGCCCCACUCAGUGCCUUUGGAAGGUGCGACCCUUGGGCUGGAAGCAUUUGCCUGUUAUUCUUACAGUUCACCAUUACAGUCCAAUAGCCAAUACCUACAUGUACUCAGCACCAAAAUUUAAAAACUAAAUUUGCAUAAGCAGAAAGAGCGGCAAUGUGGCUUUACUUGGUAUUGGUUCUGAAUGUCCCUUGAAGCCAUGCCUGAUAGUUUUGUUCCCCUUCUUUAGGCAAAGUGAAUGCUAGCGACAUCAAGAGGGUGGUGACAAAGAUGCUGAGGAACAAGCCGGCUGUAGCCUGCCUGGGGGACUUGACUGAGCUGCCCAGUUAUGAACACAUCCAGGCAGCCCUUUCCAGCAAGGAUGGGCGGCUUCCAAGGAUGUAUCGGCUCUUCCGUUAACAAGCCCUCUUGGAUCCACUUGUCGAGAUUUGUGCUUUCCCUGCCAAAGCAGCUCCCGGGUGUGUGAGCCCAGGAGAGGAAGCUUUGUGCAGGUUCUCCGGGUACCUUCGUAACUUUGAAAAGAGCACUCUGGGCCUGUCAACUCAAGCACCUUUGUCUCUGGAAACAGUUUCUUCUUAAGCUUCCUAAACGAACAGCAAAACAUGCACCUGUGAAAAGACAAUGGAAAGAGCUGCCCACAGAAGUACAGCCUGCUGAUUUGAUAUGUGUUGCAAGCCACCCAAAGUGGCUGGGGCAACCCAGCCAGAUGGGCAGGGUUUAGACAAUAAAAUUAUUAUUAUUAUUCUCAAAGUUUCUGUUCAUGCUGAUUUUUUGUCCUAAAUCAGGUGCCUGCAGCCCAGCGACCAAGACCUGUUCCACUCCAUGGUAGUAAAGAACAUAAAUAAAUUAAUAUAACAGGUCACAUGUGAUUACAUACUGAUUUUUGCUUGGCCACAGGAAUAUACUGAUAUAAAAAUUAGAGACCCAAGAUGUAUAUUUUUGAUUGUAACGUUUCAGUAUUUCACUAUUAAUUGCUUUUAACCUCUUAGCUAGAAUGUACAAAGGAAAAGGUUUGAUUUCUGUGUGAGGUUCCCUAUCUAACAAGGUGGCACAGAUGGCCCUCCAGGAUGUUGUUCUAUCAUGAGUUAGUUCUGGACUGUAAAACCAGCUAUCCUUGAAGCUUCUUGGGAGAAAGUAGAAGGGAAGUGAGAUACAAGGAAGGCAUGUCAAUAGCCCAAAGGCCUGGUUGCCAGAGCAGCAGUGAUAGAAGCAUGACAUUUGAGACCAAUGGCCUGGCCACAUUUGGGCCACUCCAAGGUGAUUGCAAGGGUGAAGAUACUGAUAUGGAGCCAUGCGUGGUUUUUUUUUACUUCUCAUGACCCGUAACCUUUCCUGAUGUAUGUAGAAGGAUGUUUAUGUUUUAAGAAUGUUUAGAUAUUUUGUGGCUCUUUGUGUGCUGCCAAAAAACCCUUGUUCUGAUGCUCCUCAUGGCAGACUUCUUAACUGGGAGUUCUAGCCUAUUGCAAUAGCUACAAUCAAUGCUGUGUCCCUCCUGGACUUGAAUUAAUUUCCUUGGUUCUGUGUUUUAUUUAAGAGGUAGUCCCUCAGCUGGGUAACAAACGAGAGUGGUGUAGAAGUACAUUCUUACUACAGUACUUGUGUAGAAGUAUAUGCCACUAUUAUGGUCUUUCACUUAGGCAGAAAGAGUAAAGUGCUUAACAGUGACUGGAAGCCUCAGGCGAAUAUUUGGGCUAUCUGAAGAAUGGGAUUCUUUUCCUCACCUACUGCCCACUUACCCAUGGCCAGCCUUUUCCUCUGCCUCUAUAGAGUUACAGCAGCUUAGCCAGUGGUAGCUUCAAGUAUGCUUGCAAUGCCCCAUCAUGAACAAAAGAGCCUUGCUGGAUCAGGCCAAUGGAUUAUCUAGUCCAGCAUCCAGUUCUCAUAUUGGUCAAGCAGAUGCCCUGAUGGGAAUCCUACAAACAGGACCUGAGUACAACAACAGCAUUUUCCCCUCCUGUGGUUUCUGGAAAACGGUUUUUAGAGGCAGGAAGUGGCUGAAAACGGAGGCAGUACACUGCCAUCAUGGCUGAUAGUGACUGGUAGAUCCACAGAGGCACAUCAGGAUUCUUAAUUUUUAAAAGACAUUCAAAUUGGUGGCCCCUGCCACAUGGAAGCCAGGUUUUAACUCCUGUGAAAGAGGGGCAUCUCAAACCAGUCACUACCAGAAAGAUGCCCCCCCAUCCCAAAUCCAUUAGUGCACAACAGUGAUGAACAGGAGAGAUUCCUGCAUCUCUGGGGCAUUUAUAGGUGUGAAAUUUGCCAUGAGGCACAAAAUUCAACCUAUUAAACAAGCUCCUACUCCAACAUGGAAUCAUAUUAAUUUCCUUUUGCAUUAUUUACUCUGGGCAGAGUUUAAUAUGUCACAACAUUUAGGGGUGGGGUCCUGCCUUUUCAAAAUGACUGAAAGCUUAUCCUAACCUGAUGGGAUGCCUUCUGUUUGCUUUGUGAGGAUGUUUGAUGGUGAAACAACGAUGCAAACUGCAGCUGAAGAGGAAGGAAAGCUUGACACAUUUGAAAUAAGUUUUUAGAAAUCCAGCUCUUGGUUUAUUAAAUUAUGGACACAAAUGCAGUCCAGAGCAAUAACAAGCAACCAAAUGGUGGAAGGGUAAACCCAAAACUCCAACAUGCCUGCGGCCCUGCUUUGCACCUGUUGACAAGUCAAAAUUUGGUCUUGCCACAAAGAAUACUGAUUUUUGUAGCCAGCUGGGAAGAGACAAGCAACAAAGGUUCUUGGUUCAAUGAAACCAGAAAGCCUUCUAUUUCUUAAUACUACUAAUCUAUGUCCAGGUCUGGGAAUGAGGGAAGAUAUCCGAGGCCCUUCCCAUGAGUUGCAACAUGCCAUCAGCACUCUCCCUGGCACUUCCUACUUCAAAAAUAAAUGUGCCUGUCCCAGAUGGGGACUUUGCUCUUUCUGGAAUUGAGAAAACAAUGUGUUUUGGGGGGCAAAUGAAGCUAGCAGCAUGCUCAAAUGUUUCUGCAUAUUCAGCUUCUUGGUGGCAGGGAACGAAUGGAGUAAAAAUACAGAUGCAGAAUGUUCCCAGAGCUGGUCCCCAGAGGCACCUGAUGAAAACCAAGAUGUGAGCACAUGGUCUUGAAACACAAAAAGGAUGCCCAUGACCCUUUUUCAGGCAACAAGUUUCCCAAAACGGCAUCAAUGAGACAAGGGAGCAUCUCAGUCUAGGAAAGUCUCCCCCCAGCUCCACUGGACAAGUUUGUUGCCUUCUUGUGAUCAAGUGUCUACAAAGAGCCAGUCACUGUCAACCUCAAGAGCAUUCCUUCCAUGUUUCCAGGCACAGCAGCGACAAGGCAGUUUCAAAGACCUGAUGGCAGGAGGCCCCAAGCGACAGAUGCUGGCGCUUUUCCUGCACAGGCCCUUUCACUGUGGGGAGGAGUCAGAAGCUCCUCUUGUGCCCAGCUCAGAAAAGCCCUCUUUGGAUGGCCCUUUGAGGUCAGGAAACAGAACAGACGGCACUGGCUUUUUGGUCCUUGAGUGCUUGCUUCCUCUGAAGUUCCCUGGUGAUACGUCGCCUGAUGCCAAUCAAGUAGAGUUCUCGAUCAAACAGGCCAGCAGCCAGUGGGAUGCUGGAAAGAGACAAGGCAGCAUUUAGGUGGGAAGUGACACGCAGGUGAAGGAAGCUGCAUCUUCACAAGCCAUAAAAGCAGGACUCUGGGACCUGCCUGGCAUCUCCAACACUUGUUGAACUCUUAACUCCCAGCAACCCCAGUAGCCAGCAUCGUCAAGGCUCAAGGAAGAUGCUGGUGCUGAUGGUGGGGAGUAUUAUUCAGCAACAUCCAGAGGGCCUCUGUUUUCCCAUCCUUGCUGUCAAGGGAUAUCCAUGCCAGGUGUGGGGAACCUCCAGAUGCUGCUGGACUAUGACUUCCACCAGCCCCAGUGGCUGAGUAGGAUGAGAGGAGUUGAGAGAAUAAUAAUAAUAAUAAUAAUAAUAAUAAUAAUAAUAAUAAUGUAUUACUUAUAUCCCACCCAUACAACUGGGCUGCCCCAGCCACUCUGGUUAAUCAUGCUACUGUCAAAAUAAAGACUUUUUACUGAAUUAGACCACACAUCCCUCUCUGGGGACUAGUCUGCAAGACCUGUGCUGCCUGCCCAUGACGCAAUUCCUGUGCCAAUGUGGUUCCCUACAGCAGGGGAACAAGUGCUACCAGUCUGCUCUCUCUUGGAGGCUGCUUAGUACCUACCCCUCAUCUCCAGCCCUCCAUCAGAUUUAUGCCAAAGGCCACCAUGACGCAAAGUGUCAAUACUAACUUGUCUCUUCCAGGUCUCACUUUGACACGAAACAACCCAUAUACAGGCCGGUGGUCUGACGUUUUGAUCCCAAGGCAGGAAGAGUAUUUCACAGCUUGAAUGUCAUCCUUGUGACGGCUCCGGUAGAUCACACGAUCCUGAGAAAUCCAAGGGGCAAAGAGGGGAAAGGUGAGUUAAUCGCUACAGCAGAGAAACAGCCAGCUCUCUUCCAAGGGCACUUUCCUUUUCACAAGUAUAAAAGACACUCAGUGGCAAGUGCUGUACUUCUUUCCCACCAAGGCACAAUAUCAUUCUUCCUGACGUUUCCAGGUGAGAUGCUGUCUGCUGCUCAUGUAGAAGUUCUUACCGUGUAUGAUGGUGUCCUCUGCUUGGAGGUAGUAUCGUAGGAGUCCUGCCCAACAUCAAACUUGUAGGAAGGGCGGAAAAGAAUGGGAGCCUCUUGGAACCCCUUGAAAAUUGAUCCUGUGGGAGGGAAGGAUGCAAAGAGUCAACUUUCCCCAUGGCUUCAUCAGGGCUGAAUCAAGCUUUAGUUUUGGGAUGGAAACAUGGCUGUGAUAUUCUCCUUACCACUGGCCAUUUCCUUAAUCAACUGGUCAUGCUGUAGCAACUUAGACAUGUCCGCUUCCAGCCCUUGGCUAAGGAUCUGCUCCACCACCUCCCGAUCCUCGUUCAGGCGGAAAUUGAAGUCCCCGAACCAAAAUACAUUGUCAAAGUGGGUUGUGACGUCUGCUGCAGAGCCAAAUGAAAGGGAGCUGGGAUUAGGUGAGGAAUCUUACCAUGACCCUAUUUCAGCUGAAGAUCCAAGAUGCAGAAGCUCAGCAACCAAAUUGUGAGAUGCAGGAGUUUGAUGAGAUUGUCACAAGCCUUGACCUUCAAGAAGCACGUAAAUAAACUGCUAAGUACUGCCACUGUUAACAUUCUAAAUUAAGGGGGAUGCCUCCUCAGCAGCUUAACUCUGGAGCUCCCUUCUUCAAGGGCUUUAUGGUGGCCUAAAUACAUUCUCUUAUGUUUACUGGGCCAAAGGAAAAGAAAUUAUAACUGAUGAGGUUUUCAAUCUCUCUGAAGAUUGUGGACUUCCUCCUCCUUCCCUGCACAGGAGGGCAGCAGAUUAGAAGUUUCAGCCUCUAGUUAGUGGAAAGCCAUUGCCUGUAAUUGGCAGUUCCUCUACGUCACACUAAACUGUGGUUUAGCAUGACAUGCAUGAGCAGGAGGAACUCCAGCAAAUUUCAGGCUCUGCCUUGCAGCUGGAAGGAGGAGUUCAAAAACAUUCACUUUGGCUUGUGUUAACUGUGUUUACCAUUAACCACAUGAGGGCUAGACCACUGAUUUGGAGAGGAAAAUCAGCUUAUUUUUUAGAACCAAGUUUUCCAUGGUGGUUUACAUUUACUGGGAAGGAGCAGCUCAUUACAAAAUUGCAAGUAUUUCACACAACAAAAAAGGGCCUUUCUUCCAGACAUCAAGCUACUCACAAGGGCUGGAGCGAUAGGGGUUGGUAUCUGGAAUGUUUUUUGGAAGUGUAAGAGCCUGGAUGGUUUUGUUGUAGUCCAGGACCCUCUCGUACACUUUGCCAUCUCCAGCUGAAAAAUAAAAGACAGUCUGCUUAAUGCAAGGCCUCUUGAAAACAGGAAACAGGGGACAGAGUUCAUGGGUAGCUUGCUCUGGCAAUUAAUUAUCAAGAGAUUCCUAUAUGGAGAAGAGGCGAUGGAUUCUGUUUUGAAACCCAGCUGUACUGCGCAGGUCCUGGGCAGGAUGAGGUGUGGUCCACAAGGCUGAGUCAAGGCAGCCCAAUUUAGCAGUCAGCACCACCAAGCAUGUUAAGCAAGAUUCUCCUCAAAACAGACUAUCCAAAGAUCCAGAAAUGCCACACAUACAAAUACAGACAUCCAGCAACAGAAAAAUGGGAAAAGGACAAAGACCGGGGAGAGGGACAAAGCCCAGAAAUGCCAACAGAGGAUAGUACAUUAAUUUCUCCACCCCAUAGAGAAGCUCUAUGUAAUCUAAGACUUGGAGGAAAACAUCUGGUCAAUUGCCUUUCCUCUGCUUCCGUCUCUCUCUCACAGACACACAGUCCCAUAUUCCACAAAUACCCAGCCUGAUCUGCAUGGUUCAUUUUAGCACCUGCUCUUGAAAUGAGAUGUUGGUGAUAAGUCCCAUUCAAACCAUUGAUCCUGGAAAGAAGGGACAGCAGUGUUCCUUGCCCCAUCUGCUGCUUAUAUAUGGGGAUGGGGGCCUGGGGAGAUACUCACACGUGAAGUGGGAGGUAAUGAAGAGGAAGGAAGUGCCGAAGAAGGUGAAGCAAACUCCGAGGGCCCCCUUGGUCUUGAUCUGAGACACAAUGCGAGUUGUCACGGUGGCAUAUUCCACCUCUGGAAGGAAGGAGGGAGAGAAUGCCUGUCACAGGUAAUGCACCCAACUCCUGGCCAACCCUGACCUCUGGCAUAAACCAAGAUCACAGGCCAGUGGUGGUGGUUAAACAAGGGACUUUCCUUCCAAAAAAAGUUGAAGCUUCUGCUUAUAUUGGUGCAGAUUUCAUCACAUUGAAGAAAAACAGUAACAACCGACCCCUGGGUUUGAGUCAUUUUAAUUCUGUUGGAUAUUGCGGUUUUAUGGGCAUUUUUAAAAUUAGAUUGAUUAUAAAUGGUUAGUUUCUCUCUCUCCUAUCUCCCAGUCCCUACUUCGGAAUGGUUUUCUAGGAUUUGGGAUAUAGCAGUAAUGUAUAAUAUAAAUUAAUUUAUUGUAACCAUGCAUGGGGAAAUAUUCUGUAUGAAUUACUGAAAAAAAGAGCAAUUUUAAUUUUGGUUUGGAAUUAGAAGUUUGGAGAAGACAUUAAGACCCUGUUUAUUAUUAAUGUUACUUUAAAAAGAGUAAUAUAUUAUCUGCACAUUUUUUUCUCUUUUUGUCCUAUUCUGUGAAACAUAGUAAGAACGAGAAAAUAUUAUGUAUGGUUUAAUUUAAUUUGCUGGAAGCUGCCUUGACCCCUAAAGGAUAAAUAAAUAAAUACUGUCCCUAAAUAAAUU
Messenger RNA from Podarcis lilfordi (Lilford's wall lizard), 14467 nucleotides. The record is from the annotation of a GenBank genome assembly. Lineage: Eukaryota; Metazoa; Chordata; Lepidosauria; Squamata; Lacertidae.